AGGCAUCGAGGAAAGCAAAAGUGCAAAUCGCAAAUGGCAGGAUAGCACUGGCCAAGAGUUGCUGCAGGACGCUGGAAGCCUCCGGGCACCCCCCAAUCCACGGUCCUCCGGGCUCAUUUGAAUGCUGUGCACUCCGUUUCAUAACCACUAAUGACAACAGCAAGUUCCGCUGCCAUUUUGCCAUACACGAUACACAAUUCUCACGAUUCAUCAGCUAAACCGACCUCAUCUAAUACAGUCCAUGGAGUCAAGUUCAGAUGAUGAGCAUGUUAUACUGGUUUGCAAAAACCCUGAUUCAACUGAAACGGAGUCCGGGAAGGAAGAAAUUCAUCUAUCUGCCACAGAUAUCCUCAACCGGGAUCUUCAGACUAUUCUCCGUUUCCCAACGAUCAAAAUUCGGGCACGUCGAAGUAGGCUCAUUGAGCAAUCUUCUUAUUUCCGGGGCCUCUUAUGUGGGAGCUUCAGUGAAUCAUGCCUGGGCUAUACCAUUGUUGAGUGGAACGUGCUACCAUUUAUGGACAUUCUGAAGUAUCUAUAUGACUGCCCGUUGGAGAUUACAUCAGAUAAUUUCCUCUCUCUUUAUGAGAUGCAAAUGGAGGACAUAAUACUAAUUUGGAAAUUUGGCUUGGAGCAUGAAAGUGAUUUUAUGCUGGAAUUAUGCACAAGCUAUCUAGCAAGAAAUUUUAUGUGGGCAUCACAUAGCACUUUAUUUGAAAAAAUUCCAUAUAACAUGUUGUUGUCUUCUAUAGAGCAUCCUCACCUGACUGUUGACAGUGAAAUGCAUCUUUCUGAUGCACUUUUACACUGGCUUGAAUGUAACUUCGAAAAUAUGGAGACCUUGGGCAGAGCUGAGUACAACUGUGACAGACUGUUGAAACAAAUUCGUGUUGGCCUUUUGCCAUUGUGGUUUGCAGCAGGGAAAAGAAACUUAUUUUUUAGACAGCUUGCUGAAGAAAGCCUUGAUUCAAUUUUCAGACAAUUAAAUACUCCACCCAUGGGUUCACAAAAUCUUUUAGGAUAUGAUGACUUGCAGCAUCUCAGGAUUCGACUGACAGAAUAUUCCAAGAAAGUGAACCUUUCAGAUUGUCCCCAAAUAACACCUGCAAUUCUGCUUCUGUCACUGGUCCCUCUAUCACCUCCAAUGGAUCUCGGAUUAAGAAAUAUUAUUGAACUGCUUUGCAAUAACUUUGAACACGCCAUAAGAGACAAAAGUUCAUUCCCACAAAUAAUGUCACGAACCUUGUCCUUUGAAGCAGUUCAGGAGGUAGAUAUCUCAAAGUGUCAAAGACUGCUAAUUGAAGGUGCCAUUGAAUGCUUUUGCAAGUCUUUUCCUUCUUUAAAAAUAUUGAGAGCUGCUUAUCUUCUGAACAUCAGGACAACUAAUUUUCUUCAAUUAGCACUGAAGUGCCCUCAGGUCUGUGAAAUUGACUUGACUGUUGAUAUUACUCCACUAAUGCCAACAUUAGUCUCAAUCAUAUCAUCAAGUCAUUCAGUGAUAUCACUGGUAUCAGAGAGGGCUUCUUUUGUGAAAUGUAGUUCAGUGGAUGCCUUCUUAUUCUAUGAAUCUGGACUACUACUUUCUAACAUUACCAAGCUCACCUUAGAAGGAAGAACUGAUAUCUAUGGUGAGUGCUUAUAUGAUGCACGCAUUUUAUCUAAAUGAUUUUGUAGUAAUUUUAUAUCUUUUUUUUCAAUUAAUAACCAAUCGAGUGCUCUUUAAUUGUCUAUGCCAGAUUCAGAUCUCCAGUACAUCUCCAAAAUUUGCAUUUCACUGCAUCACCUGAAUCUUAAAGGAUGCAUUUCAGUCACAGACACUGGCAUAUCAGAUCUCAUAUGCAAAUGUGUACAACUUAACUCAAUUGUGGUUUGCGAUACUUCUUUUGGGGAAAAUUCAGUUCAAGCUCUUUCCUCAGCUAUUUCAGAUUGUGGUAGCUUUUCUCUCAACAUUUUAGAGAAGCAUUUGAGUUCUGUAGCAUCUAAACUUCAAACCCUGCAUAUGGGGGGCUGCCGAGGUAUAAAUAAGUUAUCUCUGCUUAAGCUUAUGUCUCAAAUGCAACUGCUGAGGGGUCUAUGCUUGAGAGGGACAGACAUGGUUGACCAAGUACUGAAUAACUUCCCAGGUUCUUCCUUGCAGAUGCUUGAUGUUUCAGAUACUAAGAUUUCUGGAGCUGCAUUAGCUCAUAUUAUUGAAGGAAAUCCAAAUUUGAAAUGCCUAAAAGUUAGAGGCUGUAAUAAUUUAUUUCAAGAGGAAAAUUUUAUUGAGGAAAGAGAAUCUAUCUCCUCUUGUUUGCAUGAAGAACUGUGUGCCAAGCUAGGAAAGAGGUGCAGAUUGGAAGAAGUUGAAUUUGGAUGGGGCUUUUCAUCCUUCUCUUUGAAAGCUAUGGAACCUGCACUGGUGAUGUUACGGAAAAUCAAUGUAGGUUUAGGUGCAAUGCUUGGUGAAGAUGCACUGAGAAAACUACCUGCAAUUUGUCCCAUGCUAGAAACAAUAAUAUUUCAGUUUCAGGUAAUAUCUGAUGUUGUUGUGGUGAACAUAGCUACAUCCUUGACAAACUUGCGAGAGUUAGCUCUGUGCUAUUGUUUUGGUGAUAUAUCCAUAUCCAGCUUCAAAUUCUUCACGCGAAAUCUUAGGAAGUUGAAGCUUCAAAGAGUAGCCCCUUGGAUGACCAAUGAUGAUUUGGCUAUUCUGACUCAAAACUGCAGAAAUUUGGUUGAACUUUCUUUAUUGGGAUGUCCUCUUCUUAACUCAGAUUCUCAACAGAUAAUUUCGCGUGGAUGGCCAGGGCUUAUUUCAAUCCAUUUAGAGGAAUGUGGGGGAAUAACAGCAAAUGGGGUCUCUUCUCUUUUUGGCUGCAAAGCUAUUGAAGAUCUUCUCCUGCGUCAUAAUGGACCUGGGCUGCAGAAAAACUUCAUUUUUGAUGCUGCUUCAAAGAUUCCAAUGCUUAGAAAGUUGUCUCUGGAUAUAUGCGAUGCAAGCAAUGGUGAUUUUGACAUUCCAAAAACCCAUGCAGACAGAUACUUCUUGAGUAGCUUGAAGAUAGCAAGGUGCGAGUACCAAAGAUGUCCGUUUAAUCUCCCAGCCCCCUGCCAGGGAGCGCGUUGUAGGUCAGUGCACGUGGAGACGCUGGUAUUUGUAUGGAACAGCAGAGAUCUUGUUAGAACCGUGGUGAAGGAAAGGCUUUAAUGUAUGCUUCAUGUAUUUUCAAAUUUAAGAGAAAAUAAUCAAUUCAUAUCAUUUAAGGAAAUUAUUUAAGUAUAAUAA
Messenger RNA from Prosopis cineraria, 3262 nucleotides. Its product is annotated as BTB/POZ domain-containing protein FBL11. Gene Ontology annotation, cellular component: SCF ubiquitin ligase complex. The record is from RefSeq and is a predicted model, not a curated record. Gene Ontology annotation, molecular function: protein binding. Gene Ontology annotation, biological process: SCF-dependent proteasomal ubiquitin-dependent protein catabolic process. Lineage: Eukaryota; Viridiplantae; Streptophyta; Magnoliopsida; Fabales; Fabaceae.